Molecule: messenger RNA, 2097 nt
Organism: Nanorana parkeri
Lineage: Eukaryota; Metazoa; Chordata; Amphibia; Anura; Dicroglossidae
Gene: FBXL4
Product: F-box and leucine rich repeat protein 4
Exons: 8
Coding region: 201-2066 (621 amino acids)
Biological process (GO): SCF-dependent proteasomal ubiquitin-dependent protein catabolic process
Cellular component (GO): SCF ubiquitin ligase complex
Molecular function (GO): protein binding
Source: RefSeq, a predicted model, not a curated record
GGAAGUGAGCGCUGUGUUUGCUCUGUUUUCACAGCAGUAUAGAAACUGCAUUGUACUCCAUGAGAGCAGGAUGACAGGUUGUCAGUAAGGGCAAACCAACACCCUCUGGGACUCUGGGAUGUGUUUACCAGGUCACUUCUCAGUUACUACCGCACCCAAGUUAGACCACGCCAUUUGUUUUUCAAGUCUCUUUCAGCUACAUGUCUUCUUGGUUUCCCAUGCUAACAGUUCUGAGCAUGUUUUACUACAUUUGCCUCAGACGCCGGGCCCGGCUAGCUAGUAGGGGAGAUAUGAUUAACAGCCGUAGAGCCAUUGAAACAAACAGCCGUGCUUUGCCAAUGUGUGUUGAAGCUGUGCAGUAUGCCAAAGAAGUCCUGGAUUUCAGCUCUCACUAUGGAAGUGAAAACAGCAUGUCGUAUACCAUGUGGAAUUUAGCAGGCGCUCCUAAUGUUUAUCCAAGUUCAGGAGAUUUUACCCAGACUGCUGUGUUUCGUAUGUAUGGAAAAUGGUGGAAUCAGUGUGCUAACUCCACAACUCCUUUCAAGAGGACAUCACCAAGCUUCGUCAGUCAGGAUUAUGUAGAGCUUGCAUUUGAGGAGCCUGUCUAUCCUACAGCAGUUCACAUUUUAGAAACGUAUCAUCCGGGGUCAGUGGUAAAAAUACUUGCUUGUUCUGCAAACCCUUAUUCUCAGACUACGCCUACAGAAAUCAGAUGGGAAACUAUCUGGUCUGGAGAACCUACGUGUCCGACUUCUCCUCAAGCUCGCCAGUUCGCCCCAUGUAUAAAGGAAAUAGAUUUUCCAACAAACCUCCUACGUCUGGAAACCAACAGUACACUUUUGGGUUAUUACACAGAACUGGAUGCUGUGGAGUUACACGGAGUGAAAGAGAAACCUAUGCUUUCCUUAAAGACAGGCAAACUUGACAUGAACGAUUUGGAUGACGAUGAAUAUGAGGGUAAAGACGGCUGUGGAAUAGACUGCCUUAGUAAUCAAUUUAGUAGCUCCAGCCUCAGGGAAUGGACAAAUAAUGGCUACUUUGACAAGCUGCCUUACGAGCUAAUACAACUGAUCAUUAGCCACUUAGCACUUCCAGACCUGUGUCGCCUGGCGCAGACAUGCAAACUUCUUUAUCAGCACUGCUGUGACCCUCUUCAAUACACUCACCUAAGUUUACAGCCUUAUUGGGCCAGUUUGAAUGAUGCUUCUCUGGAGUACUUAUUGCCACGAUGCACACUAGUGCAGUGGCUCAAUUUAUCUUGGACUGGAAACAGAGGCUUUAUCUCUACCUCAGGUUUUAGCAGACUGUUAAAAGUGUGUGGCUCGGAACUUGUGCGCCUGGAGCUGGCCUGUGGCCACUUUUUAAAUGAAGCAUGCCUGGAAGUCAUUGCAGAGAUGUGUCCAAAUCUUCAGGAAUUAAAUCUCUCCUCUUGUGAUAAGCUGCCACCUCAGGCUUUCAGCCAUAUCUCUAAACUCUGUGGAUUAAAGCGCCUUGUACUUUACCGCACAAAAAUAGAGCAAACAGCUCUACUUAGCAUUCUUAACUUCUGCCCAGAGAUACAGCACCUUAACCUCGGAAGCUGUGUUUUGAUUGAAGAUUAUAACCUUAUAGCUUCUGUUAUUGGUGCCAAAUGCAAAAAGCUACGUUCUCUAGACCUGUGGAGAUGUAAAAAUAUUACUGAAAAGGGCUUAGGAGAGCUGGCAGCUGGUUGUCCCCUUCUAGAAGAGCUUGAUCUUGGAUGGUGUCCUACGCUGCAUAGUGGUACAGGAUGCUUUACUAAUCUUGCCCACAAACUUCCAGGUCUGCAUAAGCUGUUCCUUACAGCCAACCGCUCUGUUUGUGACUCUGAUAUAGAAGAACUAGCUGCAAAUUGUCAACACCUUCAGUAUCUAGAUAUACUAGGUACUAGAAUGGUGAGUCCUGCAGCCUUGCGAAAAUUGCUGGAAUGCUGUAAAGAACUUAUACUGUUGGAUGUGUCCUUCUGUUCACAGAUUGACAGCCGAGUAGUACAGGAGUUUACCUCACGAUUUCCUAACGUGUCCAUCAAAAAGAGUUUUACUCAGUGAAUAGAAUGCUGCAGCAAUUUUUUUAAUUUUA